AUGUUCUCAGGUUUUAAUUACAAAGGUGAUCUUUCUGAGACAGAUAUGAAUAAGCCAAGUGUCUUUUACAAUGAUAUACAUAGUACAACUGAUAUGAGUGAAAAUGAUUGGCAUGUUCUGGUCUUUGACUUUCAUAACACAGAUGUAGUUUGGAUUGGAUUCAUUAAUACUGUAUUAUCUCAAGGUAUUUUACCAAUUUGUCUGUUAUUUUUAGCAGCAUUAUUAAACAGUUUUUUUCAUUCUCGUUCACCAACUUCAG
Messenger RNA from Racocetra persica, 259 nucleotides. The record is from the annotation of a GenBank genome assembly. NCBI's taxonomy places the organism in Eukaryota, Fungi, Glomeromycota, Glomeromycetes, Diversisporales, Gigasporaceae.